AUGGCUUCGUCAAGUAGAGGUGCAGAGGAGUUGGAGGUUCGUUGGGAUGAUUUGCAGAUCGAUGAGGAAGAAGGAGGAGUCCUAUUUGAUAAUCCUUCUGAAUUGGAGGAUGAGGUCGAUGCAAGAUGGUGUCUGGUGGGGAGAUUGCUCACGGAUCGUGUAUCCGAUUUUGAUACAGUCCGAAAUGUUAUGGCUUCGCUCUGGCGUCCAGUAAAAGGCAUGUUUGUUAAAGAAUUAGAGUUUAAUCGUUUUCUUUUUCAAUUCUUUCAUGAACUGGAUAUUAAUAGAGUGUUAGAAGGUACACCAUGGACGUUUAACAAAAUACCUUUGAUUAUUCAAAGACUGAAAUUAGGAGAAAAUCCUAGGUUGGUACCCCUAAACACUAUGGAGAUUUGGGUACAAGUUUAUGAUCUUAGAGUGGGUUUCCAGUCAGACCGAGUGUUGAGGGCAUGUGGCGAUUACAUUGGACAAUUUGUUUCAUCUUGUCCUAAGAAUUAUUCUGGCAUUUGGAGGGAAUAUUUGAGAGUCCGGGUAUUGCUCAACAUUGACAAACCACUAAAGAGAAGAAUGAAAAUUUACUACACCAAGGAAGACUAUUUCUGGGCAAAUUUCAAAUAUGAGAGGGUGCCCACCUUUUGCUUCAUCUGUGGUAUACUCGGGCAUGGUGAAAGAUUUUGCCCCCGUGUUUUUGACGGACCAUUAGAGAAGGUUGUUAAGCCAUAUGGCUUAUUCAUGAAAGCCCCAGAUCGACGCUCUCAAAAACAGAUUGGUGCACGGUGGCUUCGUGACAACAUGGCCAGACCAUUACAACCUGAGGCCGGCGUUCCUAGGAGCAGUGGUACUCCGGCGUCUGCUAACAGCUCCAGGAGAGAGGCAGAUCCGAGAAAUCGGGGUGACAGACAGGACAUGGAGAUUAACGAGGAUGUUGAGGGAGUGAUCGUCGGAGAGGAUCAUGGGAUUGUGGGCGGGAUUCAAGGGAGAAGAUCUGGUGCCGUGAAUGGAGGGAUACCAAUCAGUGGGGAAGCGGGAAAGGAAAGUCUUUGUGCAAAUGGUGGUUUUGUGUUCACGGACCCAAAAAGACGAAGGGUUGAAGAUGUAGGUGAGUUGGGCCAGGUUACUAUUCAAGAAUUAGGGCCGGCCCAGCAAUUGGUGGAUAAUGAGAGUGGUGAAAAGGGUUUGACAAAGGCCCAUGUGGCUGAAAGUGAAAUGGGCUUUAUUGAAAAAAUAAAUGAGGGGGGAAUGGAUAAUUAUUUCGGCCCAGGGGAAGAUAGUGUGGAAGUUGGUAUUUUUCAAAAAAACGAGCUAAAGGCGGGUACCAAAAUUUGGGCCCGCCAAGGAUUAUGA
Messenger RNA from Cannabis sativa, 1344 nucleotides. RefSeq lists its product as uncharacterized. The record is from RefSeq and is a predicted model, not a curated record. The transcript has a single exon. Bases 1 to 1344 code for a protein of 447 amino acids. NCBI's taxonomy places the organism in Eukaryota, Viridiplantae, Streptophyta, Magnoliopsida, Rosales, Cannabaceae.